Messenger RNA from Cryptomeria japonica (Japanese cedar), 2104 nucleotides. Its product is annotated as zinc finger protein WIP6. Gene Ontology annotation, biological process: regulation of gene expression; anatomical structure development. The coding region runs from base 422 to 1465 and encodes 347 amino acids. Lineage: Eukaryota; Viridiplantae; Streptophyta; Pinopsida; Cupressales; Cupressaceae. Gene Ontology annotation, cellular component: nucleus. The record is from RefSeq and is a predicted model, not a curated record. Gene Ontology annotation, molecular function: DNA-binding transcription factor activity. The transcript is spliced from 4 exons.
UUAUGAAUUCUUUAUCUUUGGUAAACACAAAAAGAAGUGUCUCCGCACGUAUCCACUAGAAAAUAUAUGUCUGCAUUUGGUUGAUUAACUUGCCUUGAAUGAAACAUGCCUAAGUCAUGUGGAAGAGAAGAUAACAGCACUUGUUGACCAGAAAUAUUAUGAGGGUAGCGGCAGGUUGAGGUACCAACAUCUGUCACCACUGCCGUUUACUAUUCCUUGCAUAACUCUCAUAUUAUUUUUUAUGCACAAACAAACAUGGGGUUUGCCCAUCAGGAAUGUUGACUGUCAUUCUCUCCCUACCUGCUUAGGAUAUUGUGUUUUUAUGGGACUUUUUAUGGAUCCAAAGAAGAUUUCCACCUAGUUAGGCAAAGGAAGAAGCCCUGGCACUGUUUGUUGUAGAAAAGAAAUUGGGUUUGUUGAUAUGAUGAAUAUGAGAACAUUAUAUCAGGCCCCUCAUAAUACUGAUCAGAAUCUACCCAUGAGUGCAUAUCCUAUUUCCUUCACAGAAUGGCUCAAACCCAAACCCUCAUCUGGCCUAUUAAGCAGUUCUCAGCUUCCCAUGGCCAUUCCAUUCCAAAGUGAGUACCACUUGUUUUCUCCUUACCCUCAAGUUCAACAAUAUGAGCAACGUGAAAGGUGUGAAUCCCCUCCCUUGAAGGAAGCCCUUCCCUUACUGAGCCUUAGCCCUCCAAGGAACAGGAACCCCUGUAUGCAUGAUUACAUGGAAGCAGGAGAGGAUCAGGAGGAUCAGGAGGUUCUGGAUAAUAGUGUAACGGUGGCCUUGCAUAUUGGUCCUCCUAACAAUAACAAUAAAAGUACUGGUUUGAGCUGUAAGGCAGAUGAUCAGCCUGUUGCCAACUGUUAUUUCACCGACACAAGAGAUAAGGUGUUGCAAGAAAGUGCAGGAAGAGUCCAGGAUGGGCAGUAUUGGAUACCCACUUCAGAGCAGAUUCUCAUCGGUCCUACACAGUUCUCUUGUCCAGUCUGUGGCAAGACAUUCAAUAGAUACAAUAACAUGCAGAUGCACAUGUGGGGGCACGGAUCACAGUACAGAAAGGGACCAGAGUCUCUGAGAGGAACACAGCCCACAGCAAUGCUGAGGCUGCCGUGCUACUGCUGUGCAGAGGGAUGCAAGAACAACAUAGAUCAUCCUCGGGCAAAGCCUCUCAAGGACUUCCGCACCCUUCAAACUCACUACAAACGCAAGCAUGGCAUCAAGCCUUUCUCCUGCAGAAAGUGCAACAAAUCUUUUGCUGUGAGGGGGGACUGGCGAACACACGAGAAGAACUGUGGAAAGCUAUGGUUUUGCAUAUGUGGGUCAGACUUUAAGCACAAGAGAUCCCUCAAGGACCACAUCAGAGCCUUCGGCCAUGGCCAUGCUUCAACUCAGCAACCUGAUAAUGCCUCAUUUGAAGAUGAAGAAGACCAGCCCACAGAGGAUGACCUCUCAGCCGCCUCUCUCUGACCACCUCAUGCCACCAUACCACCAAUAAACUAGGUCUAGCGCCGUCUUAGAUAGAUAGAUGCUUUUCUUAUUUCCCAUUUCCCAUUUCCCAUGUUGGUUUUGUUUUGUUUGUAUCAAGUGUAUGUAGAGAGGGGUGCUCAUUAACAAAACACUCUUACGUGUGUUAAUACAAAAGUCUGUACACGGUUAAGAGUGGUUUGCUAAUAAGAAGCACAACAGUGAAGGAGGAUACAACACAGUUGUUAUUUAAAUAGCUAUAUGUAUACAACAUUUAUCUCCAUAGCCUGCAGGCGCUGUGAAGUAGAAGAAUUUCCAGUACCCACAUUGUUUUCUCGUCCUAUAAGACAGUCAUACACGUGCAAGUGUCAUUAGAUGUAUAUGGGCUCUGCGGAAAAGGAGCCCUUUUGUGGUCGACCUAUCUACCAUCCUAAGUAAUGGCAAGGAGACCGACCACUGCUGUCUUAUAUGAAGAGAAAAUAAUGUGUAUUGUUUGUAAGCUGUUACAGUGAUGGGAGUUGAGUUAGAGAGGAGGAAAUUCAGCUACUUCAUAGACUUAAUCAAAAUAGCUAGACCUUAUAGCUGUUCUAUUAUGAAAUAAAUAUUUAUAAAAACAGUUUUCAUGCUGCUUUUUUCCUUUUA